GGUUUUGAAUUUCAUAAACUAGUACUAGUUUUCUUUUAGAUAUUACGAUAACUCAUAUACAAAUACAUACAUACAUACAUACAUAAACAUAUACAAAUACAAUGGAUUUCUCCUACGAUAACGUUGUUCCAUCCUUUAGAUUAGAUGGUAAAUUAGCUAUUAUCACUGGUGGAUCAGGUGGUUUAGCUUCAGUCAUUUCAAGAGCUUUAUUGGCUCAAGGAGCAGAUGUAGCCUUAAUUGAUGUUAAUUUAGAAAGAACUACUAGUGCUGCUAAAGAAUUAUUGAAAUGGGGUGAAGACACUCUUAAGGGUAAGCAUGAAUCACCAAUUGGAAAAGUCAGUGCUUGGUCUUGUAACAUUGGUGACGCUGAAGCCGUUGAAGUUACUUUUACUAGCAUUAAUGAACAUCACGAAAAGAUUGCAUCUGUCUUGAUCAACACAGCUGGUUACUGUGAAAAUUUCCCAGCCGAAGAAUAUCCAGCUUCUAAUGCUGAAAAUCUUAUGAAAGUAAAUGGUUUAGGUUCAUUCUACGUUUCUCAAUCAUUUGCUAGACCAUUAAUUCAAAACAAUUUGAAAGGUUCUAUUAUCUUGAUUGGUUCUAUGUCUGGUACUAUUGUAAAUGAUCCUCAACCUCAAGCUAUGUAUAAUAUGUCUAAAGCUGGUGUUAUUCAUUUAGCUAGAUCAUUAGCUUGUGAAUGGGCCAAAUAUAACAUUAGAGUCAAUACUUUAUCUCCAGGUUACAUUUUAACUCCAUUAACUAGAAAUGUCAUUUCUGGUCAUACUGAAAUGAAAGAAGCUUGGGAAUCAAAGAUUCCAAUGAAGAGAAUGGCUGAACCAAAAGAAUUUGUUGGAUCAAUCUUAUUCUUAGCUUCUGAAACCGCCUCAUCUUAUACCACUGGUCACAAUUUAGUUGUUGAUGGUGGUUAUGAGUGUUGGUAAAAAGUAAGAUGCUCAGUCAUUCAAAAUUCAAAAUUCAAAAUGAAACAAAAAAAAAACCAAAAGAAAUAAUCAUUCAAAAUGCAAGGUGUAUAUUAGUCUUUAGCUGUUAAUCCGAUUCGUAUUUUUAUAGAUCUUUCUCUCCUGUGAUUGCACAGCUCCCUUAUUAAUUAAUUAAUU
This is a messenger RNA of Scheffersomyces amazonensis, 1115 nucleotides long. RefSeq names its product Ardp (gene ARD). Gene Ontology annotation, molecular function: oxidoreductase activity, acting on NAD(P)H, oxygen as acceptor. Gene Ontology annotation, cellular component: intracellular anatomical structure. The transcript has a single exon. The record is from RefSeq and is a predicted model, not a curated record. The coding region runs from base 102 to 938 and encodes 278 amino acids. Lineage: Eukaryota; Fungi; Ascomycota; Pichiomycetes; Serinales; Debaryomycetaceae.